UGUAGCAGGACGUGAUUAGCAAGCAGCUAGUGACAGUACGACGCCCGAAAACACUCAGAAAUCGAUAUAAGGAUCUGUUUUACUUAAUAUCAGAGUAGUGUCUGUGUCUUUUUCAGCGGGCAAAGUAUUUCUGCCAGAUGUGAGGUAUCAAGAAGACAUCAGGAACUGAAUGGAAACAUUUCAGACAUUUUGUGUAUGAGGAGGUUGUGGGUAGUGUACCAUGGGGUACGACAUUACCAGAUUCCAGGGUGAGGUAGAUGAAGACCUGCUGUGUCCCAUAUGUAGCGGGGUGCUUGAGGAACCAGUGCAGGCUCCACACUGUGAGCACGCCUUCUGCAAUGCGUGCAUAACACAGUGGUUCGCCCAGCAACAGAUCUGUCCUGUUGACCGCACGGUGGUGACUCUUGCUCACCUCCGGCCCGUGCCCCGCAUCAUGCGCAACAUGCUUUCCAAACUCCAAAUCAGCUGUGACAACGCAAGUUUUGGCUGUACAGCUACACUAAGGCUGGACCAGCUGCAGUCGCACCUCAAGGACUGUGAGCACAACCCCAAAAGGCCUGUCAGCUGUGAGGAGGGAUGCGGGCUUGAAAUGCCCAAAGAUGAACAGCCCAACCAUAACUGCAUCAAACACUUGCGGGGCGUCGUCCAACAGCAACAAACUAAGAUUUCAGAGCUGGAGAAAACUGUGGCAGAACAUAAACACCAGCUGGGGGAACAAAAACGAGAUAUACAGCUGCUAAAAGCCUACAUGAGAGCGAUCCGUAGUGCAAACCCCAAUUUGCAAAACCUUGAAGAGAGCAUCGAGUACAAUGAAAUACUGGAGUGGGUGAACUCCAUGCAGCCAGCCAGAGUGACGCGCUGGGGCGGCAUGAUCUCCACUCCGGACGCUGUGCUGCAGGCCGUCAUCAAACGCUCGCUCAUCGACAGCGGCUGUCCUCUCUCCAUCGUGAACGACCUGAUUGAGAACGCCCACGAGCGUAACUGGCCGCAGGGACUGGCCACGCUCGAGACACGGCAGAUGAACAGACGCUACUACGAGAACUAUGUUGCCAAGCGUAUUCCUGGCAAGCAGGCAGUGGUGGUGAUGGCCUGUGAGAAUCAGCAUAUGGGGGAGGACAUGAUCCUGGAGCCCGGCCUCGUCAUGAUCUUUGCGCACGGAGUGGAAGAAAUCUGAUCACUGUACAGCUUUCUGCAUUGAUUCAGAGACAAAUGAGAAUAUUUAGCUCUUUCACUCUGCGGAGGGUUUUUUUUUCUCUUUGAAGUGAAACCUUCAAAAAUCUGGCUUAUUUAAAAUAAAAACUUAGGCUCACUCCUAAGCUUGAUACCUAUGCCUUAAAAUAAGGACAAAUACUUUGUGAACCUGGCAAAUAUAAACAAAAUCUGAUCGUUGUUGAAGAUAUAAGUGAGACAUGUUUACAAGCUUUUUAUUAGUGCAUUAUAUGAUCUGAUUGUUCUGAUCCUAACAUAGUAAUAAACCAACAUUUAAUGCUCUCAUUUGUAUAAAUACAUGUAAAUACAAAUACUAUAUUCAAUUACAAACUGUAUACUCAUCACUGUAAUUAGGUUGUGAUUUGUUUGUUUCGGUUGUUCGAGCCUGUGUUAUCUGGAGGGACAACAACUGAAGAUUUGUUGCGUGCUCGCUUUMGUUUCCUGUGAAUAUUUCCACAAAGUGUCGUGCUUCUCGAUUCAGAUUGUUCAGACCUUUUGUGCCAUUUGUUUUAUUUAUUGUGUUGCCUUUAAUGCUAACGUGCUUGAAGAUGUUAUUUGGCGUAUGGAGAAAAAAAACUGCCUUUGGUGAAUUUGCAGUUUGUUGCUGGAAGGAAGAAAAAAAAUGUGGAAAGGUUUUGUGUUUUUCUUUGUUGCCUCUUUUGUACAUAAAGUCUGUCAGUUGGGUCCAGUUGAAGUGUUUAAUUUGCAGUUUGAAAUUUGACUGAUACGUUUAAGUUGAGAAAGUCAUUUGUUUGAUAUGUCAUGAAUCAGUUUCAGAUUUAAAUAUCGAUCAUGUUCUUCGCAGUUGGCAAAUGACUGAGUGACACAUCGUGACUAAACAUAGCUUGAUGAUUGUAUAAAUAUUUGUGAAGUCAUUCUUAAUACUUUUGAAACGAACAAUGCUUUACCAUUAAUCACUUACUGUUCUAGUGAGAGAAGCAAAACUUCAGCUGAUGGCGUAAAAGCCUAAGAAAGUGGAUUGUGCUUUUUGUUAUUCUUGUUAAUGUUUUUAUUUUGUCUGUUAUGUAAUUUGUUGUACAGGUAAUGUAAUAAAAAUUUAAACUGCG
Messenger RNA from Austrofundulus limnaeus, 2276 nucleotides. It is a transcript of the gene rnf41, whose product is annotated as ring finger protein 41. The record is from RefSeq and is a predicted model, not a curated record. Gene Ontology annotation, cellular component: plasma membrane signaling receptor complex. Gene Ontology annotation, molecular function: ubiquitin protein ligase activity. Gene Ontology annotation, biological process: protein ubiquitination; regulation of canonical NF-kappaB signal transduction. The transcript has 7 exons. Bases 221 to 1174 code for a protein of 317 amino acids. Lineage: Eukaryota; Metazoa; Chordata; Actinopteri; Cyprinodontiformes; Rivulidae.